This is a messenger RNA of Rhinichthys klamathensis goyatoka, 791 nucleotides long. Its product is annotated as natural killer cells antigen CD94. NCBI's taxonomy places the organism in Eukaryota, Metazoa, Chordata, Actinopteri, Cypriniformes, Leuciscidae. The transcript has 6 exons. The coding region runs from base 48 to 752 and encodes 234 amino acids. The record is from RefSeq and is a predicted model, not a curated record.
CCAGCAUGAUAACCCAUAAUGUUAACAGGAAAUGACAGUGGGUUGGCAUGAGUGUCUUCAUUGACAGCCUGAUGUCACUUCACCACCUCUCUUGCUGCACAGUGCACACUUCUCUGCUUGACACAACAAUGCCCAAACAUGAUAUGUCAGAUCAUAUUUAUGACAACACUAGAUGGAUGAAAAAGAAUUCACUUGGAAGUAGGAAAUCUACCAAAGAGAAGAAAUGUAGACCUAUCUUUGCCGUUAUUGCUGUUUUCCUCCUCCUGUCUCUGCUUGUAAAUGGGGUGCUGGCAUAUUUGUAUUUCAAUAAAGACAAAAAUAUGUUGUUGCAUUGUGAGCCAGUAACAAACUGCUCAAUUUCAGAAAACGAACAAGGUAGUCCAGGGUGCACGUAUGAGGAAUGGAGGUCACUUGAUUACUGCCCAGAUUUGCCAGAGCAGUGGUUAAAAGGCAACGGCAGCUUCUAUGUUUUCUCCAACCACAACAAGACCUGGAGCUCCAGCAGAAAGCACUGCCAGGAUCUGGGUGGUGAUCUGGUCUUCAUUAACAACACAGAGGAGAAGGAAUUUCUUGCUCGGAGACUAUGUGUUACUGGUGAAUCUGAUCUCUACUGGGCUGGGAACAGUGAUGGGAACUGGGCAGAUCUGAAUUCCAAACAACACAACUGUGCUGUACUCAAAGGAAAUGCACAAGAAGACAUUUCUUGCUUGAGAGAAGAGAGGAGCAUUUGUGAGAUCCCAUGCCUUCAGUAGACCUAGGGGUGUAGGGGUUUCCUUUUUUUUUAUGGUUGA